Messenger RNA from Penicillium concentricum, 201 nucleotides. RefSeq lists its product as uncharacterized. NCBI's taxonomy places the organism in Eukaryota, Fungi, Ascomycota, Eurotiomycetes, Eurotiales, Aspergillaceae. The record is from RefSeq and is a predicted model, not a curated record. Bases 1 to 201 code for a protein of 66 amino acids. The transcript has 2 exons.
AUGACGGGGCGUGCUCAAUGGGGCUCAAUGGGGCGCAAAGAGACACCAAAUACUUUCCAGGCCAUGCGUAUUGGAUUCGUCGUCAUUCGCUUAUUUUACGCCUGGGGCGCCCUCCGAUUCAUCGCAAGCCAAAAUCCAGAAGUUCUCGCCAUAGCCCCCUCCCCGUACAAUCGAACCAGGACCCAGCUGGCUCCUCUAUAG